UUAGGGGUGGACGUUAUUUUGAUCACACUCCGUUGUGGACGUUCUUGUCAUUGUUUUUUUUAUACUUGUAAGAUAUAAUGGCAGGAGGAAAACAUUAAUCACGUUUUCUUGCUUUAUCCAGGCGUGUUUAGAAUUAAAUUCACGGCCAUUAAAUUGGCUGUUUUUAUUUCCUGCAAAUUAGUUGCUACUGGCCAGCAAACUGUCUACUCAGGAGGAGGACGGUGAGAAUAGUAUGGCCAUGACAGGAGGCAUGGCAGCCCCGCUUCCUAUGAGUAACCACACAAGAGAGAGAGUGACUGUGGCCAAACUGACGCUGGAGAACUUCUACAGCACACUCCUCACACAACAUGAAGAGAGAGAGAUGAGGCAAAAGAAACUGGAGAAGGUUAUGGAUGAGGAAGGCUUACCCAAUGAAGAGAAGAUCAUGAGGCGCUCCCAGCAUGCUCGUAAGGAGACAGAGUUUCUGAGGUUGAAGCGAACUCGACUUGGACUUGAUGACUUUGAGUCUCUCAAAGUCAUUGGAAGGGGUGCCUUUGGAGAGGUGCGUUUGGUCCAGAAAAAGGACACAGGUCACAUCUAUGCCAUGAAGAUUCUGAGGAAAGCUGACAUGCUAGAGAAGGAGCAGGUAGCACACAUCAGGGCAGAGAGGGACAUCCUUGUGGAGGCCGAUGGGGCAUGGGUGGUGAAAAUGUUCUACAGUUUCCAGGACAAAAGGAACCUUUAUCUCAUCAUGGAGUUUCUGCCUGGAGGAGACAUGAUGACCCUGCUUAUGAAGAAAGAUACUCUUUCAGAGGAAGCCACUCAGUUUUACAUAGCAGAAACAGUCCUGGCCAUCGACUCUAUUCACCAGCUAGGCUUUAUACAUCGAGACAUCAAACCAGACAAUCUACUGCUUGACUCACGGGGCCAUGUUAAAUUAUCUGACUUUGGCUUAUGCACGGGCCUCAAGAAAGCCCACCGAACUGAAUUUUACAGAAACCUUACACACAACCCUCCAAGUGACUUUUCCUUUCAGAAUAUGAACUCUAAGAGGAAAGCUGAAACAUGGAAAAAGAACAGACGACAACUGGCAUACUCAACUGUCGGUACACCAGACUACAUCGCCCCUGAGGUCUUCAUGCAGACAGGAUACAAUAAAUUGUGUGACUGGUGGUCCCUGGGGGUCAUCAUGUAUGAGAUGCUAAUAGGCUACCCGCCCUUUUGUUCUGAGACGCCGCAGGAAACGUACAGGAAAGUCAUGAACUGGCGAGAAACUCUGAUCUUCCCCCCUGAGGUCCCCAUUUCAGAGAAGGCUAAGGACCUGAUUCUCAGGUAUUGCACAGAUGCAGAAAACAGGAUUGGGGCAGUGAGUGUGGAAGAAAUAAAGAAUCACCCUUUCUUUGAGUCAGUUGAUUGGGAACACAUCAGAGAAAGACCUGCUGCUAUUUCUAUUGAGAUCAAGAGCAUUGACGAUACCUCCAAUUUUGACGAUUUCCCUGAGUCAGACAUUUUACAGCCAGUUACAAAUGUAACAGAACCUGACUUCAAGUCCAAGGACUGGGUUUUCCUCAACUAUACCUACAAGCGCUUUGAAGGACUGACACAGCGUGGAACCAUUCCCACCUACACAAAGGCCGGGAAAGCCUAAAACAGCAAAAUCAGCUUGGGUGGAAGGGGAAGAUUGAAGCUUUAGUGAGGCUUUUGCCUCAACUAAAUACUCUAUUGGCAUAGGGUGCCUUCACCUUGAUUUUGGAGGCUUAUGCACUUCAUCUAUGAUCUGCAAAGUAAAUUUGCAUCAGGAGGAGCCUAGGUUGGUGGCUUGAUCGGACACCUAACAUGCUUAGUAAAAUGAAUUAAAAGAGAAACAAACCAUAAUAUGGCUACCCCUUGCUAUAUGCUACCCUGUGCUUACAGUGGUUCCAUUUGCUCAGGUAAGAGGAGGCCCUUGUGGAACAUCCUCUUUUAUUGUCCAAAAACACUGUACUGUAGACUCAGCAGUGAAUCAAACAGGGUCAAAAGCCCCAAACUGGGACUUUUAAGUUGUUGCCACACCUCAGCCUUAUGUGCAAACUUCACACAAAGUAGUUCUUUUUGUCUCAGAUGUCAAAAGGAUGUUGCAAACCUAAAGUAAAGUAGAAUAAGUGUUUUGGAGUAAUGCAGCUUUUGCUGGAUAUAAACAUCAUUUCUGUAAUAUUGUUCAGCCCUCCACCCCAUGGUCUUUAAACUCGUACUCCGCCCUAAUCUAAUUACUCAUUUUUGCAGAGCCAGAAGUAAUAUCCAGAAGACUAUGUAAUAGAGUGAUGUAUUCCCCCUAAGCAACUCAAAACAAGGGUUAUGCUCAUCAUAUUUACUGUACAGGAAAUUAACAUGUCUAUUUCUUUUCUCCUUAUGCUGCUUUAAAAAUUGUUAAUGCAUUACUCUAUAUUCCAAAAUUGACAGAACUCAUAUAUUUGCAUGCAGCUGUUUUGCUAUUGGUAAAUGCUCCAUGCAAAACACGAACUUGAUUAUUCAGUCAAAAUGUUUUAUUCUUUUGGGUGUGUCAUUUUUAAAAGUCAUUUGGAGUAUAGCGGUGUUGCAGUAAAGGUUUUUUGUGUGUUUGUUAUUCACUUUAUUCUAGGAUAUUGGUGUUUUAUUUAAGGCCAUGACUGAAAUGGUUGCCCUCACUGAAAUUAAGGUUUUAUUCUGUUUCACCAUAUGUUCCAGUCUCUGCUCCUGUGUAUUUGUAAAAUAUUAAGUCACUAAAUUAUAUUUGUGCAAGAUUACUGCUCACUGACCCAAAUCAUGUACUGUAAAUGUGGAAUAACAGCCUACGGAACAAAUACUGUAACUAAGAUGUCUUUUAAUGUGUGUACUGUGGUUACGCAUUGUGAUCAUGGAAAUUCACCUUGAAUGUCCUCAUCACUGAAGAAUUUGGUUAUCUACUGUGUAUAGGUUGAUGAAAAUGUUAAAAAAAAAAAAUCUACAUGGUGUUUAAAAA
Messenger RNA from Electrophorus electricus (electric eel), 2956 nucleotides. It is a transcript of the gene stk38l, whose product is annotated as serine/threonine kinase 38 like. Gene Ontology annotation, molecular function: ATP binding; protein serine/threonine kinase activity. Gene Ontology annotation, biological process: protein phosphorylation. The record is from RefSeq and is a predicted model, not a curated record. Lineage: Eukaryota; Metazoa; Chordata; Actinopteri; Gymnotiformes; Gymnotidae.